AUGGACGGGUCAACUGUUUUGCUGUGGAACUGGUCGGCUCAGCCAAGUUCCCCGACUGCUUUGGCUGAGUUGGAGGAUGCAUCGAGUGUUUUAGCUGAUGUUAGGUUCUCGGAGGCUAGCGAUAGAUGGGUCUGGUCCUUGGCGGCGAACAGGAGGUUCUCUGCGGCUUCGAUCAAAGCGCUGGCAGCGAAAGAAAGUGCUCUGGAAGGUCUGCAGCCUUUCGGUAAGUGUUCGUGGGUGCCCGAAAAAUGUAAUAUCUUCGUGUGGAGAUCUCUUCUUGACCGGAUACCAACUAGACAAGCUCUUGCUCGGCGUAACAUUCGCAUUGAUUCGGUUUUUUGUGUCCUUUGUGGGGAUUCGGUUGAAUCAGUUGAUCAUCUGUUUUCGGGUUGUGAGAUGUCAUUGAGGGUUUGGAAUCGGUUAUGUGAGUGGGCUAACAUCCCUCACAUCUUUGCGUUUUCUUUCGGUGAUCUGGUGGAGCACUAUAAGUUUUGUCCAGGAAACAAGGAGUAUAAAGAGGUGGUUAGGGGACUCAUUAUUGUGGCAUGUUGGUGCAUCUGGAAUGCAAGGAACGCGAAGUUUUUUUCUAGCAAGGAAACCAGCUGGGAAAAGAUUUUCGGGGAGGUUAGGUCUCUUGGAUUUUUUUGGUUAAAAAAUAGAUCAAAGCAUCGUAAUAUUGUUUGGGUAGAGUGGUGUAAAUCUCCGUUGUAUAUGGUAUAG
Messenger RNA from Helianthus annuus (common sunflower), 720 nucleotides. RefSeq lists its product as uncharacterized. Bases 1 to 720 code for a protein of 239 amino acids. The record is from RefSeq and is a predicted model, not a curated record. The transcript has a single exon. Lineage: Eukaryota; Viridiplantae; Streptophyta; Magnoliopsida; Asterales; Asteraceae.